Cloeon dipterum is the source of this 1508-nucleotide messenger RNA. RefSeq names its product tektin-B1. Bases 1 to 1257 code for a protein of 418 amino acids. The record is from RefSeq and is a predicted model, not a curated record. Lineage: Eukaryota; Metazoa; Arthropoda; Insecta; Ephemeroptera; Baetidae. Gene Ontology annotation, biological process: cilium assembly; cilium movement involved in cell motility. Gene Ontology annotation, cellular component: nucleus; microtubule cytoskeleton. The transcript has 6 exons.
AUGUCUUUAUACGCCCUGGAAAAAGGGGACAAGGGCUGCCAAAGGGUGACCCUGAACGACUGGAAAUGCAGGAACGAGCAGAGUCUCAACACGAGCGACAAACUGAUGUCCGUGUCUGCCUUGGAGCGGGAGGACGCCUCGAUUCUCCGCUCUGCGGCUCGAAUCCAAACCAAGUGGGACCGCUACCAAAACGAAAAACUCCUGUCCGAUAGGGUGUCGUUGGUUCAAGAGUGGCUAAGGACCUUGGAGCGGAGCCACGCGGCCGCCGAGCACGAGAGGAUGGCGCUCUCCGAGGUGAAAAAGUACCUGGAGACGUACCUUAAUGAGGCCCUGUUGCCACCCCUGGACGUCAUAGCCCAGUGCCUGUACCUCAGGGACCAAAGACGCCCUGACGAGCUCACUGUCGACCCUGUUACGGCUCGACUAAAGGACGAGCUGCAAACGUACGAGACGCAUAAGGGAAUUUUGUCUGCUCUCAACGCCGACGCCUGGAGCAUGGUCGAUUCCCUGAGUACCCUGAUCGACAGCCUCCGCUUCAACAUCAGCGAGCAGACGACCGCGUUGGACAUUGACACAAAUAUGCUGGCCCUCACCACCGAUUCUCCUGGACUGGCACGACGCCCUGAGCCGGAUCGAGUCCCGCCAAAGAGUUCAGCACCGGAGAGUUGGCUGUUUCACUGCCAGGAGCUGGUGGAGAAGCAGGGUAAAGAGUGUCAGCAGUCGCGGGCGCUCAGGGAGACCAUGCUCAGGGCCGUGGAGGACGCGCGGAACGCCAAUUGGGCCCGCCAGGACGAAACGUGCGCCAGCUUCAGGCAGCGUGUCCACGAGAUCAAAAUCGCCAUCGACAGGCUCAAGAGGCAAACAGAAAUGAUUCUGGCGGAAAUGGAAAAGCUGGACGAAGAAAUCCACCAGCUGGAGCAAGCCGACGAGUCUCUGGAGCUGCCUCGCGCACUUUGCGAAACGAGACACGAAGGCCGCACGAGCAGACCCGCCGGGCCGCAAAGGUGCCAGGACGAGCCUCAGGAGAAUCUGGCAGUCGAGAGCGCCACCCUGGCCCUGUCGCAGGCGAAAUUGCAGCAGCGGACCGAAUACGCCAGGUCGGCGUACGAGUCGCUGCGGACGCAACUGUCCAAAGUGGAGUUGGACAUGGAGGACAAGAACCGCGCCCUGGCCCUUGAAAUGCGCUGCCUGGCCAGCAGGUCGCAGCUCGGACACGCUGAGGAGCAGGUCACCCAGUCGCACUCGUCCCAACUUUAAUUUCAAGCUGUUUUAUUGUAAUAGGAUAUUUUGUUCAAAAGAAAGAAGAAAAUUCACCAAAAAAUCCUUGCGAAAAAUUUGCAGAGGAGUUAUUCCAUUUAAAAACAGAAUUGUGUGAAUUUAGUAUGGAAUUAAAUUAUUUUUAUUGCAAUGAAAUAAAAAUCCCCUGCAAUUGAGAUCAAAGGUUUAGGAAAAUUCUCGAAAAUUUUAGGAGCGUUUGGAGUAACCCUCAUUUGAUCAAGAAAAAAAUG